Molecule: messenger RNA, 3666 nt
Organism: Periophthalmus magnuspinnatus
Lineage: Eukaryota; Metazoa; Chordata; Actinopteri; Gobiiformes; Gobiidae
Gene: dab1a
Product: DAB adaptor protein 1a
Exons: 16
Coding region: 315-2120 (601 amino acids)
Biological process (GO): ventral spinal cord development; lateral motor column neuron migration
Source: RefSeq, a predicted model, not a curated record
GAGAGCGGAGUUAAGUGGCAGUUGUUUUCUCCUGUGGGACAGAUCAAAGCUGCAGAGCUACAGUGUCUCUCCUUGAAUUGGUGAGCUCUCCCUGGCUGGGUGUGGGUGGUAGUGUCAGGGCUGAGGCCCGGCCCUCUCCCAUGCGCCCCUGUGCCCGCUCACACAGCUGGCGCCUCCACGCACCCACGCGGCGCCCACACAGCCUCCACUGACACUGUCACCGGGACUCUCCUGCAGGACCCCCCUGCAGGAUCCCCCUGCAGGACCCCUACCGGAGCAGAGCCACAGGAGCUUAGCCCAGAGGGAGUCUGACCAUGUCCACAGAGACUGAGCUACAACCCGCGGUCAGGCCCAGCACUCUCAGACGGGACUCCAGACGAAAAGGGCAGGAUCGCAGCGAGGCGGCUCUCAUCAGGCGUUUUAAGGGUGAUGGCGUCCGCUACAAGGCCAAGCUCAUCGGCCUGGACGAGGUCACCGCCGCCCGAGGAGACAAGCUCUGCCAGGACUCCAUGAUGAAGCUCAAGGGCAUAGCAGCGGCAGCACGGUCCAAAGGAGAGCACAAGCAGAAGGUGUUCUUGACUGUAUCCUUCGGAGGGAUCAAAAUCUAUGAUGAGAAAUCAGGGGUUCUUCAGCACCACCACGCAGUCCAUGAGAUCUCCUACAUCGCCAAGGACAUCACAGACCACCGAGCAUUUGGCUAUGUCUGCGGGAAGGAGGGGAACCACCGCUUUGUGGCCAUCAAGACGGCACAGUCGGCCGAGCCCGUCAUAUUGGACCUGCGGGACUUGUUCCAGCUCAUCUACGAGAUAAAGCAGAGAGAGGAGGUGGAGAAGAAGGCCCAGAAGGACAAGCAGUGUGAGCAGGCCGUCUACCAGACGAUAUUGGAGGAGGACUUGGAGGACCCCGUGUACCAGUACAUUGUCUUUGAGGCGGGACAUGAGCCCAUCCGCGACCAAUCAGAAGAGAGCAUUUAUCAGGUUCCCACCAGUCAGCAGAAGGAAGGGGUCUAUGAUGUCCCAAAGCGACACCCAAACGGGCAUCAAACCACCCCUCAUCAACAUCAUCACCAUCUUCAUCAACAUCUUCAUCAGCACCAACCACCCCAUUUCCAUGAGACAGCCCCACCAAAGCCGCAGGCAGCAGCAGAUCUCAUAGACUUUCUAGACAUGGAUAUGGUGACUCAGAACAUCAACCAGUUAGAGAUUUUUGGAGAUAUGUCCACACCUCCAGACAUCACUUCUCCAUCUACACCCGCCUCUCCAGCCAACACCCUGGACCCCUCCCAAGGCCUGCAGCCCCCCACCGAACUGUUUGCUCCCUUCAACCCUGCGUCUGUGCCCUCAGGUUAUGUGACCAUGGGGGCGGUGCCUCCAGGACACUGGGCACAGACGCCUCUGGCCUUUGGUGUGCAGUCGCCCUUGGGUCCCGUGGCACAGGUCCUGCCUGGGGGUCAGCCUCUGAUCUGGGGCCAGGCUAACAUCUUCCCCGCCACACAGCAGCAGUGGGCAGCCAUGGCGGCAGGAGCCUACCCCACAGCCUACCUCCCUGCCCAGCCCGUGGGCACGCUGCCUGCAGCCAUGUUCCAGACACUGACCCCAGUCACCACAGUGACCCCUGCUGGAGAAAGCAUCUCAGCUGGAGCCAGUGCCUCGGCCCCCUCCCCCUCCGCAUCCUCCAGUCCGCAGCAUGGGGAGCGGGCAAAGAAGAUGGGCAAAGAGAUGUUCAAGGAUUUCCAGUUGGCCAAGCCUCCUGCCAUGCCCUCCAAGAAGUCGGAGCAGCCCGGCUUGGCAGGAACCUCUGAAGCAUUCAGCACUUACUUCAGCCGUGUGGGCACUGCCCAGGACACGGACGACUGUGACGACUUUGACAUUUCUCAGAUGAACUUGACACCAGUCACCUCCACCACGCCAUCCACCAACUCGCCUCCCACCCCAGCUCCCAGACAAAGCUCUCCCUCCAAGUCAUCGGCCUCUCACGUCAGCGACCCCCCCACGGACGCCACAGACCCGCCCACGGACGACUCGUUUGGGGAGGCAGAGGGCAGCCCGAGCCGCAGCGGAGAGGAGGAUGCUAAGGGAAAGGACCCUCUCUACGCCAAGAUCAACAAAGGGAAGAAAUAGAGACCCACAGGAAGACGCACCCGACCAGCAGCAGUGGGGCAGGAGCAGAACCCUCCCUCAUCACUGUAUGAAUGUGUAACUCCUCUUCAUCAACUCCUCCUGCUGACAGCGUCCCACGAGGAGCCACUACACUCCCUCUCUGUCACCCACCUCCUCUGCAGUUCCAUCACCACCAUGCACUGUGCUCUCUCGUCUCCCUGUGGCCAAUCAGAGCCAGCCUUACACAUACUAUGGACCCCCCACCCUGUCCCGUACGCUCCUGCUGCCCUGUACCUGCUCCUCCUCUCGCCCCUCUGGCCUGGGACUGUCCUGCCAGGGAGGGGCUACCGAAUCAAGCAGUGCCUCUCCCUCUGUCUCCAUUCAACUUACAGUUCAAGUACAUGCACGCUUACAAGGAUUAGAGAGAUCAUCUUUUCUUUUGAGAAUCUGUGCUGGGACAAGUCAUACCAGGAUCGCACUUGUGAUUGGUCGGUCGCUUUUGGGCGUUUCCCCCCCCCCCAUCCUUGUGAGUGUCUGCUGGAUCUCUAUGCAGAAAUAGACUCUGGGAGCUCCUCACACACAUGCAGUACACAAAACAUCGUAAUUUGCCAAACGUCUCUCUAGCAGAAACACUGAAGGCUUAAGGACCAGAUGAACUGCAGAAUGGACCCAAGAGGGAAGAGGCCAGGGACAGAUUCUGUGAUUGAACUCUUCAUUCUCUAUAGCUUUUGUACAAUACUGAUUUAAAAAAUGAAAAAAGUGAAUUUUUAUUUUAUAAGUCAAUCAAGCCGCUGGGGUCAGCUCUAUUGGACUUAUAGAGUCUACAUGGCUUUAAGGCAUCUGAUAGUUGGUUUGCCAAACUCAUUUUGUAAAUAAUAAUAAUCAUUCUGUCCACUGGACGUCUGUGCCAUAAAAUAGGAAGGCUUCAGUUAUGCAAACUCUUAACUUUACCCAAGCAAUACCAACAUAUGUUUUCCUUUCAGGGUCACACUAUGUUUAUUGCCCUAUUUUAGAAUGUAGACCUGUUAUACUUAUACAGCUAAUCCUGCUUCCAGCUCCAAACAUUGCAUCACUUUUGUCUAAAACCAAUAAACCUUAAUGUUAAGUUAAACAUUUUCCCACUCUUGUACGUUCUGUGUGAGAAGUUGCGUUUUGUUUCUUGUCUUUCUCAACACUCUGAUUGGUCAGUGUCAGUUCAUGUUCCCCCCAUUUCUCUGUCAGUCAGGUGCCAAACUGCUGCUGUCCGUGACGGCUGCAGCCUCCUCUACUACAGCUCCAUACUGUGACGUUCGCUCCCUAUUUUAUGGCCAGAGUCCCUGUCCAUGUCGCCUGGAGAGGAAAUACAUGACAUCCAGGAGACAAGAGCAAAGAAUAAAUAAAAAGGGAACCAUUGCUGUUUGAGUACAUAACAUUUCUAGACCUAUUUUAACUUUACCUCAGCUAACAGUUUCUUAAUGUAAAAUUGACACCUUAUUUUUAUCUUUAUGACUAUGACAUUCUACAGUGGGUUUAUAGAUGAUUUUGGUUCAGUUGAUUAUGCCACCAUGUAUUACUGUUACAAAUAAAC